UCAAAAUUUAUUCGAUUUUAUGUGAAUCCAAUAUCUUUAAUAUCUAUUAAAGUAUUUGCCAUGUUUAUAAUGUUGAAAGAGAAAUAAUUAGUGAAAAAUUAACUAUAUUAAUCACAUAAUUAGUGUAUCUAAUGAUUUUAAUACUUCUUUUAUGCACGUAACAUAUUUAUGAUAAUAAAAUAUGAUUAGUUAUGUUUUAAUAAAAUUACUUAAUAUUGUGAUUAGUGAUUUAUGAUCGAUAUUUGGUCAAUUUAAUAUGUUUAUACUUUAUAGUUUAUUUGAUUUAAAUUUGAUAGGAUCAUGGCAUCAAAGGAACAGUCACACGAUGAUGCAUGGGUUCAUGCCCGAAAGCUAGAUGGAAACCGUCAUCAUUGGCAAUGUAUUUAUUGUGACUACAUUGGUAAAGGUGGAGGAAUAACUCGAGUAAAAAUGCAUUUGGCUGGUGGGUAUCCUGACGUUGCAAAAUGCAAGAAGGUUCCAACGGAGAUCCGUAAAUUAUUUCAAAGCAAGAUGAAACAAGCAAAGGAAGAUGCAUUAAAAAAGAAGGCAAGAGUUGAGGAAGAAUAUCAUAGGGCUACACAGGAACCAGUUUAUGAUCAGUAUGAGGGUUGCGGCGAUGAAGUCGACCCGGAUCUCACAGCUGGGAUUCGUGCAUCAUUGGAGCAUCAGCAUACGGUCGAUGAAGCAAUGAGGCAUCGACGACCUGACUCACAAUUAGAGCAUGGUAGUGGUAGUGGAAUCCAGAGGUCAACCAGCAUGAGGCAACCAACUGCUCCUUCUCAGUUAGGCCGAACUAGUAGCAUGAGGUAUGGUGGACUCCGUGGUUUUAUGAGAGGUCUUGGCAGGAGGUCCGCACCAGAUAUUGUUGAUAUUGAUCCGCAAGCCUAUCCUCCACAAACAGCGAAACAGACACGGAUUGACGAUGCAUAUACAAAAGAAAAAAAACGGGAUAUUGGGAAGGCAAUCUCAAAAUGGUUCAACUUUCAUAGGAUUCCAGCCAACACAGCCCAAGGUCCAUAUUAUCAGAGCAUGAUCUCCUCUAUUCAAAAGUCUGGCACGGGGAUCCAACCUCCAACACCGAAGGAGAUUCACGGCGUGUACUUAGAUGAGGAGGUGGCAGAACUAAAGGAUUGGAUCAAAUCCUUCAAGAGGCAAUGGGAUGAAUAUGGGGUGACAUUGAUGUGUGACAGUUGGACAGGACCAACAAGAAUGAGUAUCAUCAACUUUCUUGUUUAUUGCAAUAGAAGAGUGGUGUUUCAUAAGUCCGUUAAUGUUUCUGAAAAGAUCCAAGAUGCAAACUACAUUGAGAGCUUGAUGGAUACUAUGGUAGAGGAGAUUGGACCACAGUAUGUUGUCCAAAUAAUAACCGACAAUGGAGCGAAUUUCAAAAAAGCCGGUUUGCAAUUGAUGGAAAAAAGAAAAACUUUGUUUUGGACUCCAUGUGCAGCUCAUUGCAUAGAUCUAAUGCUAAAGGAUAUUGGUGAGUUGGAUACGGUCAAGAAAUAUGUAGCUCGAGCACAAUCAAUUACAAAGUUUAUAUAUAAUCAUCAUUGGGUCCACGCAUUAAUGCAAAAGUAUGUAAAUGGUGAGAUACUUCGACCUGGAAUUACUCGGUUUGCUACAAAUUUUAUUGCAUUAAAAUCAUUAUAGCAAAAAAGACAUGGCUUGAAGGCAAUGGCUAGCUCACAAGAGUAGUCUGAAUCCAGAUAUUCGAAAUUGAGUGAUGGAAAGAAGAUAGAAAAGGCCAUUCUUUCAUCUAGAUUUUGGGAGACUAUAGCAGAAAUCAUAAAAGGUGUGGAACCACUUUAUAUUGUCCUCCGUAAGGUCGAUAUGGACAAGCGUCCACAAAUGCCGUAUCUUAAAUAUAUGCUGAUUUCAGCAAGAGAGGAGGUCAGGAAAGCAUUCAAAGAUGAUUUUAAGGCCGACCAAUACGUACGAAUCAUUGAUCGUCGGACCGAAGUUCAUAUGGAUCAAGAUAUCCAUAAUGCAGCGUAUUAUCUAAACCCGGCAAUUCAAUAUCGAUAUGCUCUCGGAACGCAAAAUAAUUUCCUAACGACACUACGAAAUGUUAUAUAUCGACUCUUGCCAAACACUACCGAGGCAGCCGAUGCUCUUAUGGAGGGUCGAUUAUUUCGAGAAACAGUUGGUUCAUUCUCCGACGUUGUAGCUAUAUCAUGCCGUUACACUAUGGAUCCUGUCGAGUGGUGGUUACAAUUUGGAGGCGAUGCACCACAUUUAAGGAAGGUUGCCGUUCGUGUACUUUCACAGACAACAACAUCUAGUGGUUGCGAACGUAAUUGGUCAACGUUUGCGUUGAUUCAUACGAAAGUCCGCAACAGACUCUCCUACAGACGGUUAGAGAAACUAGUAUAUGUCCAUUAUAAUAUACGGCUAAAAUUGCGAUGUGCUGAGUUGGAUAAGGAGCCAGAGGAACCAGAUAUUGAUCCCAUUGACCUCCAAUUCUACAACGAAGAUUCAGAGCCAAUGUUAGAUUGGGUUGAAGCAGCAGAGAACCAAGAGGAUCCUCUACUUGAUGAGGCGGGAGAUCCUCAGCGUCCUUCACGUUUUAUCACCGAGGCAAUAGAAGAAGAAGAAGCACAACCCCAACGGGUAGAAAAUCCCCCUCGAUUACAACAUGGUAUGAGUCAAACUGCUCGAGGAACUACCGAUACCCAACGGUCACACUCAUCCGCCCAACGUGCAAAGGCAAAGGGGAAGGCAAUAGCAUCAGUUGCAUCGUUGGAAAGAAUCGAGUCGGGCGACGAGACACCUUCACAAUCACAUUCUCUUUCUCGUUCGGUCCAGAGACAUGACAGCAACACGGACAGCAGUGCCUCAACAGAUGAUGGCGGUGAUACCGGGCAGUCGUUGGUCUCGUCUGCACAACUUGAGGGUGGUGAAUGGACUGAGGAGCAAUAUUUUACACAUGCCACUCAAGAUUCAGAUCAUGGAACUCGACAAGGUACUGGUCAAGUUUAUGCGCGGAAGGGAAAGGAGAAGGGGAAGGGGAAGGCAGUGGAUGAAUAUGAACAAAUGCGACAGAGCAUACAUGAUAUAGACACAGAAAGAGACUCAUCGUAUUCACAGCCAUCGUAUUAUGAAGAAUCAUAUGGGCAACAACAGUAUGGUGAUAGUUGGUCAUCCUUCUCUGAGCAACAGCAUGAUACAGAACAACACCAAUAUAUGCCUCAAGAGCUGCCUCGGACAAAUAUGAUUUAUGACGAUCAAUCUACGAUCAGUACCACAUUGAUGCAUCAAUGGCAUACGGUGUAUCAAUACACUAUGUCAUGGGAUCAAUUUCAUGAUUGGGUCCAACAAACGUAUCAUAUUGAUAUGUAUCGGAUCGAGGACCCCGAUCCACCACCCGUGGAGGCUCGUCGUUCGUUUUGGUGAUAGAAUUAACAAUCAGGUAUAUCUAGAUAUAUGAUUAUUUAAUUCAUUUGAAUUUUAGAGUUUAUAUUGUAACAAAAUAGUCUAACAAUUCAACUGAUUUUUCUAUAGAUAUUUCAAUCUAUAACGAGCUGAAAUACGAACCUCGAACAAGACUACCUCAAAGCCCGAAAAAGAUAUGUGAUGCUAUUUUUAUCUAAUUUACAUUGAUUUUGCUAAACUUAUACUAUUACUAUAUUUAUUUGUAACUUGAAAACUCUAUCCUAACUUUUUUUUUAAUUUUCAGGUAUUUUCGGAGGGAUAAAUCGGUGAAAUUAAGUGUACCGAGCGGUACACCUCGGUAUACCGCUCGGUACGCCGUACCGUACCGUACCGAGCCGGCGUCGAAACGCCGGUACGGUACGGUUCGGCGAACCUUGCCUAAAACAAUGAACAAGCAGAAAAUUUGAGCAGGGUGCAUCUACAUCUUGGAACUCAUAAUCGUCGGUUCAAAUGUUUGUAAAUGAGAAUUGCUUAAGAAUCUCAUAGAGGAUGAUUUGAUCUUAAUCAUGACAAUUUCUGAUCAAUCCCUCUAAAACUAAUACUAGAAAAUUAACAUGAUAAAUAAUUUAUAAUUUGCACAGAAAGAGAUAUAGAACCUCAAAACUAACUAUAGUACAAAAUAAGUCUUCCAGUGGAGUCUAUUAUGGGUAAAAAAGUCAGCGACAUGGUGACUAUUAACACUAACUAUUGCGAAAAACCAAGAGAAACAUAGAUUAAAUAUCGAAAAGCGAGACACGGAAUCCAAGACAACUAAACUCCAUAUAACUCGAGUCUAAAAGAAGCACCUAUAAUCAUCACCAAAUAAAGAAACCGAUGAAUGAGCUAGUAGCAAAAUUUUCCUACAUGACAGUUGACUUUGCUUGGAUUUGGAUGCAAUCAAAGAAAUCAAGAAUUGAAAUGGCUUCAGACAUGUCGAGAAAAAUGUCACAGUUUGAUCGAGCACCAUCAAAGAAACCAAAAGAAACACAAAACUGAAUCUUUAGAUAACGAGCAAUGGGACUGACUAAGCAGCGAGGAAGCGACCACGAAUCAAGAACCAAGAAAGACUGGAAGAAGGGGGGUAAAAAAACCGAUUCUUUGGUCAACUUUCUUACAGAUUGAGUCUCGUAUAGCUCGAAGACGUGCAGGUAGAAGCUGGCGUCGUUGGGCUCGUCGUCGUUCCGAGCCACCGCUCCUCCCUCUGCUGCCAUUCCGUCCGGAGCCCGCGCCCCGGGAUCGGACGACAUCACUUGGACA
Molecule: messenger RNA, 4668 nt
Organism: Musa acuminata AAA Group (dessert banana)
Lineage: Eukaryota; Viridiplantae; Streptophyta; Magnoliopsida; Zingiberales; Musaceae
Exons: 3
Coding region: 1831-3393 (520 amino acids)
Molecular function (GO): protein dimerization activity
Source: RefSeq, a predicted model, not a curated record